CCAGUCGAGGUGCACGUCGAUUCCCGUCGGUACAGAAUCUCUCGUAUCGUCGAGACGUUCUGAAACGGUCUUUCAAACCAUCAACUAAAAACAUCAAAGACAAAAGUGUUAUUUUAAUUUAUUUACGUAUUUUUAGUUUUUCACAAAAUUCAACAAUCGCAUUGUGAAGUGAUUUGUUUUUGUUUACUUUUUAAAACUCUUUAAAAGAUUUGAAAAAUGCUGCAGUCAAGUGCCAGUGCUGGUGUCAGUGCUAGUGCCAAAGUGUAGUGCCAAAAUGGGGUGUACCCCAAGCAUGCUUCUCGAUCACAAGAACCGGCGCCGGGACAGCACCGGCUCCCAAGAAGCGGCUUUGGCCAAGGUAGCUCCAACUACGCUAUGCAACAAAGCUGUGCAGGCCGCAAGAGCGCCCCGAGCCUCAUUGGAAUCUGAUGGCUUCAGCAUUCAACUAUCCAGCAAAAAGGACAGCUAUGUUUCGCAAAUGGGAAACAAUUUCGCGACCCAGCUUCACAUUAAGAGGAUUUCUGGCAGUUCAAGUGGGUCGCCAGGAGCUCGUGCCGGCCGACGUUCCUCCCUCGCUCUAACACCAGAGGAUGAACCUUUAGUUGAUGUCACUAACAGAUCACCGCCGCCAGCAAACAUCCCAACCGCAUUAAUCUACUCACCGCCGGAACCUUUAGAGUUGCUAUGCGUGUUCCCCGAGCGCACGUCACGCGUGUGCGCCGCAGCGUGCUCGGCGGUGGAGCGGGCGGGCGGCGAGGCGCGGUCCCUGCGGUGCGCCAGGGAAACACUCGACGCGCUACGUCGCGACAACGACACGCGCGUGCCCCACGUCAUCGUUGUCGACGCGCGACAACCGCAGCAACUCGAUGCAUUGCUGCUCGCUAGAGCUAUACGAGGAACGAAGAACACUCAGCACGUAUACCUGAUUGCCAUCGUGAAGAAAAGUGCAUAUCUCAAAGAUGAAUUCGGUGUGCUGGCAUAUUUAGAGGCAGGAUUCAACAGGGUAAUGGUGGAAACAGUAAACACGACAGCUUGGUGCGCCGAAGUGCUGCAGGCGCGUUCCUCGGCCGCGUGCUCCCGGGCACAGAUCGCAGCCACAGCCGCCCUGGCCGCUGCCGCCGAUCGUUGCAGAGAUUUGGUUGCCAUCACUGACGACCAGCAGAGGAUCCUCCUCACUAAUAAAUCCUGGUGCCGUAUGCUGGGGUGGCGUUUGGAGGAAGGUCCGAGGCCAAUCCACGAAGCGGCUGGAGGAGAAGCUCUACGACUGGCGACAACCGGAGCCAGAGACUGGGAGGCGCCAGUUACUCUCCGUCGCAGGGCUGCUCCAGAUCCAAUCAUGCUGCCAUGCAGGGGUGCCACUAUAGGACUCACUAAGACAACUUCUCACAUAGUAUUCGUCUGUGAGCCGAGCGCAGGAGAGGGCGACCGUGGUAGGGGCUCGCUGCACUCGAUCAGACGCGGCUCGCUCGACGUGCGCUCAGUGGCCUCUGACGGACUGCGUCGAACCUCACUGGCCAAACUACAGGGACUACCUCUCGAAGCACCCAUCACUAAGGUGAUAUCUCUACUAUCGGCGGCUACAGAGGGUGCUCCGCCUUCCACCGUGGCCUGUAUAGAGCGAGCCGUCGACAUGCUCAGGACUUCAGAGCUGUACUCACCACAGAUGAGAGACGAAACCAAACUCAGAGUCGAGGACCCCAUAGCCACCGAUCUCAUUGGCGCACUGCUAUCGCGGGAGCAAGUGAACCAAAACCUUGUCUAUAUGCAGGGAAAUGCUAACGUCUUAUCGUCGCGUCGAAGCAGCAAUGACUCCACCGUCGUGCGUUCACAAACUAACAGAACCAAUAUCAAACACAAGACGACUGGUCAACUCCGAGAGCUUCUGGACACGGCUCUAAGCUGGGACUUCGAGAUCUUCCGCCUGGAGGAUCUGACCCGCGGGCGGCCGCUCGCGCACCUCGGGCUCGCGCUCAUGGGGGGCAGGUUCGACGUGUGCGCCGCCCUGGAGUGCGACGAGAGAACGCUCCUGCACUGGCUCACCGUCAUCGAGACCAACUACCACGCCGUCAACACCUACCACAACUCCACGCAUGCGGCCGAUGUACUACAGGCAGUAGCGUACUUCCUGGAGAAGGACCGGCUAAAGAACCUUCUGGAGCCAGUGGAGGCGGCCGCGGCUCUGAUCUCGGCGGCGGCGCACGACAUCGACCACCCGGGCACCUCGUCCGCCUUCCUCUGCAACGCGCGACACCCGCUCGCGAUCCUAUACAAUGACGUCAGCGUGCUCGAGUCGCAUCACGCCGCGCUCACAUUCAAACUCACGCUCAACGACGACCGCGUGAACAUAUUCAAGAAUCUCGACCGCGACACGUACAAGACGGUGCGGCACCACGUCAUCGACAUGAUCCUCGCGACGGAGAUGACGAAACACUUCGAGCAUCUCGCCAAGUUCGUCAACGUGUUCUACGCUAAGUCCUCCGGCAGCAAGGAGGACGGAAUGCACACGGAUGAGCCAUUAUCACUAGACACCACAGCACUUUCUCAACCAGAGAAUGUCUUGUUGGUGAAAAGAAUGAUGAUCAAAUGCGCUGAUGUCUCGAACGCGUCACGACCUCAAAAGUUCGCUAUGGAGUGGGCUCGACGGAUUGCUGAGGAAUAUUUCCUACAGACGGAUGAAGAAAAGGCGAAAGACUUGCCUGUCGUGAUGCCAAUGUUCGAUCGAGCCACCUGCUCUAUCCCGCGCUCACAAAUCGGCUUCAUCGACUACAUCAUCAUAGACAUGAUGGAGGCCUGGGCUGCCUUCAUCGACAUGCCAGAACUAGUGAACCACGCCAGAAGCAAUAACCAACACUGGCGGGAACUGGACGAGGCGGGAGUGACCACGCUCGCCGACGUCAAACGUGUUCAAAGACAAAACGCUAUACAAGCCCCUCCCACCACUACCGCCGAACCGACAACUGAAGAAUAAAUUCACUAUGUCAUAUCAAACUAUCGAUAUACAGGGUGUAGUGGAACAGCUACCGAAAAUAAAGUUGAGGAGUGAUACUGUUAACUAAAACUACAAACCAAAAAAAAUUAUUUUUGGAAUUUUUGUAUCAAAAUAAAAAAUCAAGUGAUGCGCGGGAUUUACUAUCGCAAAGAUAUUCGGGUUGGAUGGCCCUGGAUGCCUUUGCCUUGUAAAAAUAGAGAUAAAUCUAUGCUUGGAAAAUGAACGUCGCUAUGCGUUUCGCGGUUUUUGUUGUUGUUGUUGUUUCGGAUUAGGGAAUGAUCCUCUACACCCUGUAUAAGUUACUUCGAAAAUUAAAGACAUACCUAUUUGUUAUUAAUGUAUGUUAUGUACGUAAUCGCGCCUAAAACCUAAUCACAAUUUUAUAUUCAAUUAAUAAUUCUGCUAAAUAUCUUCUGAGUUUCGUUGCAAACUAAGAAUUCGCGACCCUGAGAGUCGAGAUCUGAUCACUUGACAAAGAAAAUGACUUGGAUCAACAGCAAUCGAAAAUCUACUGAAAAUAUUUAGAUCUGCGUGUACAUAUUAAUAAAAAUUAAAAUGGUCUAGAAAAAGUGAAAUCAUACAAAGUAACGAACUCUAACAUACAGUAGAAAUGAUGAAAAAGGGAAUUCUGGAAUUAUGGUGCCUAUUGGUUUUCAGUGCACCGUCGUGUAUGUUCAAUUCUGAGUGUUGUAAGCCCAGAUAAAAAGUCAAAUUAACCUCCUCAGGUUCUCAGAAUUACAGCCAAGCCUUUUAAAACAGAUUCUUAUGCUAUUAAAAAUGAUUGGAAAUAUUUAUUGUCUUGAUUCACUCAGGUUUACAGACACACUUUAAAUAUUAGGCUAUACCUAACGUAUAAAGAUUGGGGUAAUUAUGUCCGUAAAGGCGCUUCUUUAACAAAGAUGCCACAGAUAACAUAUUAUAUCGACCAAACAGUUCGUAUUGCGUGUGGAGUUCACAGAAAGCGCCCCGAUAGUUUGAAUGUCAACGUAAUAAGUCUGAAACGGAUCAUAGGCAUGCACAGUGCCGACGGAUGUGUCCGAUAAUACGCUUAUUUUAUACUAUUAUAUCCACGUUAGUGUAGAUAUCAGUCAUAUUGUAUCUGUUGAUAUCUACUUUUUAAGUAGUCGUAUUUAUUAGAUCAUAGAUACUAACUAAUAUUAUUGAUAUACUGUAUCGAAUGUAUUCAAAUUUGGAUUUUCAUCUUAUUGUUAUAGAUUCUAGACUAUCGACGUUUUACAAUAUAAUAUUGUGAUUAUGUAUUAUUGUAGUUGCCAUUUACAUACACGGGUAGAUGUGUGUUAGUUACAUGUGCUGUGUGACUUAAUCCGUGAUUUAUGUGCCAUAAUAAAAGUAUUGGCCAAUAUUCAUUUAGUAAUCGAUUUUUUCAAUUCUGAAAUCAUUUAUCGCUGCAUCCCAUGACAGUAUAUUGAUAAAUCCUGAAUUCGAACAACCAUCGUUUCACUAUUGCCGUAUUCUUCAGGCACUUUACUGUGUGCGUGUUAUAUGUAUGUAUUCAAAUGUUCGAAAAUUUCUUAAGAUUGUCAUAAAAUUUGGAAUGGUCCAUUUAUAUACUUGAGCUUUCAAAGAAUUCCUAUUUUUAUAUUAAUCUUUAUCUUGUACUCACAUUCUGUAUUAUCGUAUAGAAAUUCAAAAAUUUUCUAAUAAUUAUUUACAUAUUCAGGUGACUAAAUAAUUCCGUUUCAUUCCUCUGGAAUAUUUAUACAUUUUUAUCGUAUUAUUAUGUGUAAUAGUUGCUAAUGUUCUAGUUAACGCUACGUCGUAACUCCACGGAAAAAACAAUGUUAAUGUUAAUGUUAUAAAAAAAAAUGCUUGUGCACUUUUAAACAUAUUAAAAACUAAAGUACGCAAACAUUGUCUGUGGUUACGACGCCAAGAAAUACAUUAAUGUUUCUUAAAGUAACAAUUUAUUAAUCGUGUCGAAUAAGGUCUAACGUAUUGGAACGGUGUUUAAUGAGUAUAUUCGUCAUUGCGACGCUGGUAAUUAAGGAGAAGUGUAGUUUUUAAUUACAAUGUCGUUAUAAAUUACGCUUUCUUGUGCUCAAUGUCAAAUACAUAGCGGUCUAAAUGUUCUGCGCCGUAAUUUUACUACUAUAUUGUUCACGUGUUGAUAUUUUUUUUUUUGGAUAUCUACCGAAAUUGAUAACUGUUACUAACCAAAAAAUUGACGUUUAAAUGCUGUUUAGCUCAAUUUUUUUUCGCUAGGACGUAAUAGCGUCGUUUAACGAGAUAUCUUGCAGUUAACGUACUGCUUUUUUUUCCCUAACCCUACUGAUUUUAAUUGUAAGUUUUUAUGAUUGAGAACUUUAAUAUAAGGGGGGCUGGUCCCCGCAUUCAUGUGCAAGUAAGUUAUUGUUGUUGUGAAUUUUAUAAUGCGGAAACUGUGUGCGCUAUACUACUCGUAUAAGUACCAUUAAUGUUAUCGUAAACUGAAAUAAAGAUCAAAUAC
Messenger RNA from Bombyx mandarina (wild silkworm), 5456 nucleotides. RefSeq names its product phosphodiesterase 8 (gene Pde8). The record is from RefSeq and is a predicted model, not a curated record. Gene Ontology annotation, biological process: signal transduction. Lineage: Eukaryota; Metazoa; Arthropoda; Insecta; Lepidoptera; Bombycidae. Gene Ontology annotation, molecular function: 3',5'-cyclic-nucleotide phosphodiesterase activity.